CACGGAGGGAAGACGCAGAGUUAGAGACACGGAGCUGGACUGGCUCCUGUACCGGACUAACUGGCCCCCGUACCGGACUAACCGGCCCCGGUGGACUCAGGCGGACUCACGGUGACUCGGACCGGGCAAUAGUGACCCCGCCCCCCCGGGACCCGGACCCGCGCGCACCCUUUGUCCGUGGACCUAAACUCGGCUUCAACUUUCGGCGGGGCUUCGUGCUGUGGCUCCGGCCUCCGUGGGACCAGGUGAGCGGCCGGUCCCGGUGUCUGGUUCCGGGGUUCGGGUGUCUGGUUUCCCCGGGGACGCGCGCGCUGGUUCUGGUUCGGUUUUUAUCGGUUUUUACGGAGCGGCAACGACGACGAACGGAGCUUUUUCGGCUUGUGACGCCGGACACGGAGCACCGGGACGGACAUGGAUGUACCCGGAGACGCGGAGCACCGGCGGCCGAGGCAGGGCGUCCGGAGCCCGGCGGAGAGUGGCGCGAGGAGACCGGUGGGUCCGCGGAGCCUGGCGGCGGUUGUGCUCCUGCAAGUUCUGUCCGCCCAGGCUGCCAUCCAGUUCACCAAGGAGCCCAAGUCCCAGGAUGCAUUGCACGGCCGCAGUGCCAUGCUCCGCUGCGAGGUCAGCGACCCAGCCGACAUCCACUACAGCUGGUUCCACGACGGACGACCGCUGGAGAACGAUGACCGCCGCUUCCAGGAGGGUAGUAACCUCAAGUUCACCGCUGUUGACCGACAGCUGGACGCAGGAAACUUCGAGUGCGUUGCCCAGAACACGGCGAGCGGAGAAGUCCUACGGUCCACGAACGCAUCCUUCAACAUCAAAUGGCUGGAGAGCGGCGGCGUGACAUUGAAAGACCCUGCCUCCGAAGCGGAAAUCGAGAGUUCAUCGCCAGUGACGUUACGGUGUCACAUCGACGGACACCCGCGGCCGACCUGCCAGUGGUUCAGAGACGGCGUGAAACUGACGGAGAAGAGUCACAUGAUCAACAACAAAGAGCGGACGCUGACGUUCAAGAGCGCCGCCCCCGACGACAACGGCGUGUACUACUGCUGCGCCAAGAAUGCCGCUGGACACGUGUGCAGCAACAGCAACUUCACACUCAACAUCAUCGAUAAGAGUUUCCCUCGGACUGUGGUCAGUCCUGAAGACCAGGUGGUGCUGAAGAACGAGGAGGCGGUCUUCCAUUGUCAGUUCACCGCCGUGCCCCCGCCCACUCUGGAGUGGUACCAUGACAACGAGCUCCUGGUCAACAAGUCCAGGGUCAUCCUUCUGUCCAAUGGCUCAGUGGUCAUCACUCAGGUCAAACCCAGGAACACUGGCAGGUACAGGUGUGUGGGUCGUGGACUCAGAGGAUCCUCCGUCAGUCUGGAGGCGGUGCUGGUCAUCGCAGAGAUAGAAGACAUGGUUCCAAAGGCGUCCAGGGUCUUCACCGCUGACACUCUUCAGAGGGUGACCUGUAAACCCCCUCGAGGACGACCCCAACCUGAGGUCUGGUGGGAGCGGGGGGGUGGGCGGGUCCCCACCGAGGGGCGGGUCCACCAGGACGGGCUGGACCUGGUCUUCAGCCCCACGGAGGAGGGGGACUCUGGGGUCUACACCUGCGUGGCCCAGAACAAGGCGGGACGGAGGACACAGGAAGUGACCUUCACUGUGGCCACGGCUCCAGUCUGGGUCACCAGGCCUCAGGACAGUCACUUUGAAGAAGGAAAACCCGGGUUCCUGCACUGCCAUGCCCACGCCAACCCAGAGCCAGAGGUCACAUGGCUCCGCAACAACAUCAUGAUCACACCAGAGGAUUCUCGUUUUAAACUCUUCUCUAAUGGAACUCUGAGGAUCAACAACGUGGAGGUCUAUGAUGGUCUGGUCUACGGCUGUGAGACCAGGACUGUGGGGGGUCAGUUGUCUGGACAGGCCCGGGUGGUGGUCCUGGAGAAGCUGAAGUUCACCCCCACCCCCCAGCCCGUCCAGUGUCUGGAGUUGGAUAAGGAGGUGACGGUCACAUGUUCUGCAACGGGUCGACAGAACCCGACUGUCCGCUGGAUCAAAGCAGGUGGAGAGCUACCCCCCCACGUGGAGCAGAAGAAUGGCCAACUCCACUUCACCAAAGUGACUCGCAGCGACGCUGGGAACUACACCUGCAUCGCCUCCAACAGCCUGCAGGGGGAGAUCCGAGCAGUGGUGUCCUUCACAGUGGCCGUGUACAUUGGUUUUAAAGUGGAACCAGACAACAUGACGGUGUACCAGGGUCAUACAGCCGUCCUCCACUGUCAGGCCACAGGAGACCCUGAACCAUACAUCCACUGGAUGGUCAAGGACAAGACCCUGGACAUCAGCCGCAACCGCAGGUUCCAGAAGAUGCCCAACGGUUCCUUGGUCAUCACAGACGUCACCGCUGACGACACUGGAAAGUACACGUGCAUGGCAGGAAACAGCUGUAACAUCAAAGGACACAGCGCUCAGCUCUACGUGGUCGAGAAACCGUCUCAUACUGGCACCGACGACGAGGACAAGGCUCCGUAUAAGAUGAUCCAGACCAUCGGCCUAUCAGUGGGGGCGGCUGUCGCUUACAUCAUCAUCGUCCUGGGGCUGAUGUUCUACUGCAAAAAGAGACGUAACGCUAAACGCCUCCAGAAAGGCCAGGACGGCGAGGAACCGGAAAUGGAGUGUCUGAACGGCGGGGCUGUCCAACAGAACGGUCACACCACCGCUGAGAUCCAGGAGGAGGUGGCGCUCACCAACAUGGGUACCAUGGCAACCACGGAGAAACGCCACAGCCACGUCAACAACGACAAACUGCACUUCCCCCGAGCCAACCUGCAGACCAUCACCACCUUAGGUAAAGGCGAGUUUGGUGAGGUCCUUCUGUCCAAGGCCAAGGGCGUGGAGGACAGUGAGGAAGAGACUGUGGUUCUGGUCAAAAGUCUGCAGAGCAGAGACGAGCAGCUGCAGAUGGACUUCCGCAGAGAGGCCGACAUGUUCGCCAAGCUCAGCCACGCCAAUGUGGCCCGCCUACUGGGGGUGUGUCGGGAGGCGGAGCCACACUACAUGAUCCUGGAGUACUACGACCUGGGAGACCUGAAACAGUUCCUGAGGAUCUCAAAAAGUAAAGACGACAAAGUCAAAUCUCAGCCAAUCAGCACCAAGACCAAAGUUUCCAUCUGUGCCCAGGUGGCUCAUGGGAUGGAACACCUGUCCAACCACCGCUUCGUCCACAAAGACCUUGCCGCCCGAAACUGUCUGAUCAACAGCCAGCGACGCAUCAAAGUGUCGGCGCUCAGCCUCAGUAAGGACGUGUACAACAGUGAGUACUUCCACUACCGCCAGGCGUGGAUCCCACUGCGUUGGCUUCCGUCAGAGUCUGUUUUUGAGGACGACUUCUCCACAAAGUCGGACGUGUGGGCGUUCGGCGUGUUGAUGUGGGAGGUGUUCAGCCACGGCGAGAUGCCCUACGCCAAACUGAGCGACGACGAGGUUCUGGAAGGUCUUCAGAACGGGAAGCUGAAGCUGCCGGUUCCUGACGGCUGUCCUUCAAAGAUCUACAAGCUGAUGGUUCGCUGUUGGGCGCCCAGCCUCAAAGAGCGCCCGUCCUUCACAGAUGUCGUCCAUGCCCUCGGCGAGCUGCCGUCCGACAGCAAAGUCUGAGGCCGAGGGGUGCCGGGCAGAGCCCCUCCCCCAAAACAAAGACAGGAAUGCUGGAUUUUAUUAAUCUCACACAUUUCAGGGAAGAGUCGACGGGAGGAACUUGUUUUUUAUGCAUUUCAACAAAAGAAAUAAAGAAAGAAGCAGACGAACGAAUGGAAAAAUGUGGGUGUGAGAAUCAGACUCAACGUUAUUUCCAUGGAAACGCUCAUUAUUUGUGUGGGCAGAGUCUUGUGAGCUGUGCCAGGAGUCUGCCUUAACCACAGCAUGGAUGACCACGCCCCUUUGUGAAGUCCCAGUGUGUGGAUUCACUGUGACCACACCCCCUCAAGUCCCGGUCUACGGAUCUACUGUGACCCCAUCACCUACUCCAGUCAUGGCCCUUGGGUCCACCCUGACCACACCCCCUCCAAGUCCUGGUCUAUGGAUCUACUGUGACCCCGCCUCCUACUCCAGUCAUGGCCCUUGGGUCCACCCUGACCACACCCCCCCAAGUGGUCUAUGGAUCCACUAAGACUCCACCCACUUCUCCGGUCUUGGUAUGUAUCCACUUUGACCCUGCCCCCUCUAAAUCCUGGUGUGUGGAUGCACUGUGACUCGGCCUAUCAGGUGUCACAGCCUCAGUGGCUCCACCUACUCGAGGAUUCGCUUCCACGGAAAUUAACUACAACAUUUAGACGCCGCAAAGCAGAUGGAACAGAAAUACCAGGACGUUGGCGGAAGCGUCUGAUUAUCGUUUUCUUUUGCCUGAAGGUGAAGCAGCUGAGUCCUGAUUGGCUGGAGGAAGCUACGCCCACUGACCUGGAUUCGGGGGGGUUGUGUUUGUGGGUGGGGUUUCAGACUUGUGGGAAAUGUCGUCCGUGUUGUGGUGACGCUUCAGGAACAUCAACAUAAACUUCCUGUGUUUAGCCAAGAACUGAAUGAGCAGAGUGUUUUAACGAGUAUCGUUUUAACUGUGGUGCUGAUGUCACUACCUGUGGGUACGAUUACCCAGAAUACAGAAUACCUAUCACUGCGACGCAACGGUGGGGCUGGGCGAUGGACUCGGAAAUAGUAUCGCGAUAAAAAUGUUCGCAUUAGUUCAUUAUCAUUAGAAAAAAACAGAUAUUAUUUAAGGGUGUAAAUGAUUAAAGAUGAAAACAAUAAAACACAUUACAAAUGUUACAAAACUAUUACGAUGAGCAAGAUGAAAAUAAAGUCAAAGGCACAAAAAGACAUAAAUGAUGUAAAACUCACCAUAAAAAAAAUAAAACGUGUUUAAAAAAAAUUCUGUAAAAGUCUGAACAAGACAAAAAGUUGCAACAAGAUGAAAAAUGGCAGAAAAUUUGCUUAAAGUAAAAAACAACAUAAAA
This is a messenger RNA of Sphaeramia orbicularis (orbiculate cardinalfish), 4994 nucleotides long. It is a transcript of the gene ptk7b, whose product is annotated as protein tyrosine kinase 7b. The transcript has 20 exons. Gene Ontology annotation, cellular component: plasma membrane. NCBI's taxonomy places the organism in Eukaryota, Metazoa, Chordata, Actinopteri, Kurtiformes, Apogonidae. Gene Ontology annotation, biological process: homophilic cell-cell adhesion; protein phosphorylation. Gene Ontology annotation, molecular function: protein kinase activity; ATP binding. The record is from RefSeq and is a predicted model, not a curated record. The coding region runs from base 412 to 3645 and encodes 1077 amino acids.